UUCUAUCAAUCACAAGGCGUUUUGAGUAGUUACAUAUAUAUUUUUUUUGAGAAUACAUAAUAUUUAGUAAAUAAAUAAGUAAAUCAUUUAUCCCAAUAAUGGAUAGUGAUAAUCAAUCGUGUCGACAUUUUUCACUUGACUCAACGUCAUCAACUCAAUCGGAUCGUCCGCAGACCACAAAUAAAAAGAAGGUGAAGAAGACUCCAGGGAAGCCAGAAUCAGAGGUGCAGAUAUCGCCACCAUGCUCCGAUAUUAUAACAUCGUCAUCAUCCUCAUCGACCACAAUAUCGAUGCGUGCUCUGGACUCUGAUAGUCGCGUGCCAAAGCCAACGACUGUCGAAGCUCCAAAUAUCGGUUAUGAGUUAAACAUAGCCAAAUCUGUGCUGCAACAAUAUAGUACUCUAAGUGGGGAUAACCUUUUUGAUCACCUCAGUGAUAUUGUGAAACGCGUUAUAGACGAGCGACCGCCAAACGUAAUUGAUUUCUUCGAAGAGUUUAGUCGAAACGUGCGUGAGCAAAAGUUCCAUGUUCCGGAGCGAUUUCCGCCAAACGGUGUGUUUGCCGACUGUCGCAUGUUUCGCCCGGCCAAAAGAAUUUUGGGUGCUAUUAAACUUCCUACCAAUGUAGAACAUGAUUUUGGGGCUGAUGAGGAUCUUGGAGAAGAAGCAGUCAUCUACGCAGAUACAGAGCUGCAAAUAGAUCUUGAUGAUUCUCUUCGCAUGUUUGUUACAUUCAAUGAGCGUGUUGAGCAAUUGCAAUUCUAUUGGAACCAAGCCGGCUUUAGCAUUAGCAAGAAUGAUAUUUUUCAAUUGGCAAGUUCCAUAAAUCGUUUGCAAACUCAUCCAUCGAUAAUGCAAUGUCGCUUCUGGGGUUGUCUUUAUGGUUUAAAGAGUUCCUAUUAUAUCGUCGAGGCUUCCUUGACACGUGACGAAAUGUUAUCACGUUUGAAUAUGAUGGAGGAAGAGAUGCGCGAAAAGCAGCUGCCGUUGAAGAUGCGGAAGAAUCAAGAGUAUAAACCCAAGCCAGCGCAUAUUGGACCCGAGCUAACUCCAGGAAUCUAUGGUUGGGAGAAUAUUGAUCCUGACGAUUUAGCGAAAAUGACACCAAAAGCUGAGCCGGUGCCCUUAGCGGAAGAGAUCGAAUUCUAUGACAUUCCACCCGAGUUUAUCGGUCGCGGCUGCAAUCGAUUCUCAUACUUUGUGGUCAAUAGUCUCUAUGAUGAUUGGAUUGAAUUGCCAAUUGUGACGCCUCGCCAAAUUAUUGUCUCGCGCCAUAUCAAAAAGUUCUUCACUGGUGACUUGGAGGCAGAUGUCGUCUCGUAUCCCUGUUUUCCUGGUAAAGAGAAGCAUUACUUGCGUGCAAUGAUUGCUCGCAUUUCCGCGGGAACUCACAUAGCCCCGCAGGGAUAUUACAGACGCAUGACGAAGAAGGAAAAGGAUCUGUACGAUGGCAUCAAUAUGGAUGAGAUGGAAGAAGAGGGAGAGGAGGAAGAAAACUACAACGAGGGCGAAGAAGAUCAACUGCCAGAUAACGAUGUCAUGCUUAUGAAGAAUGAGCGUUUUGAGAUUGAGCCAUUGAGCACCUUGGCAACUCCCAUUGCUUGGGUGCAUUGCCGACCAAACAUAUUGAACCAGGGACGGAUUGUUUGGUUCGAUGAGGAAAAGGCAAGUAAAGAGCGUGAAAGAGCACUGACUUUAUACUUAAAGAUGCGACUAAUGGAGGAGAUGGAAGAGGAGGCAGAAGAGGAGGAGGCUGAAGCUGAAGAAGAAGGCGAUGAAGAAGAAAUGCUUACCGGUUUUAUUCACGCAGAAAUAGGACCAGACAUCCUGUCAUCCUGUGGAAAUGAUAUGAAUACAGAGUGUCCAUCUCCCUGGCUUGUACGCUUUACCAGCAAGUAUACAAAUCUGAAGGAACGAUUGUUGAUCAUGCAAUCGAAUCUGUGGCCUGGAGCAUUCACAUUCCUGUUUGAAAACACUUGUGAAUCUAUUUAUUUAGGAUGGGGACACAAGUUCUGUAGGCGAAAUAUACCGUUUAAUCAUUUACCAAAAGUACAAGAGGAGUUUCCUCAUGGAAGCGAAGACUUCAUUGAAUCAACCGAUCCAUCCGUCGAAGACGAGUUGGCCUACAAUGAGUGGCUGCUCAACAAACAGAAGCGACCCACUGAACUCGGCGAAGAUGGCAACGAAUACGACAUGGGAGAGGAUGAUGAUCAGUAUGGCGAUGACGAUGAUUAGAGCGAUACUCAUUAACAAUAAUAAUCAAUUAUGCUGCCAUGUACAUACAUAUUAUUUUAUUAAUUUGAGUGAAUGAAUAAAUAGAAUCACAAUAUUGUCCUGGUGCACA
Molecule: messenger RNA, 2343 nt
Organism: Drosophila sulfurigaster albostrigata
Lineage: Eukaryota; Metazoa; Arthropoda; Insecta; Diptera; Drosophilidae
Gene: Rsph4a
Product: radial spoke head protein 4 homolog A
Exons: 4
Coding region: 99-2234 (711 amino acids)
Biological process (GO): cilium assembly; cilium movement involved in cell motility; axoneme assembly
Cellular component (GO): radial spoke; axoneme
Source: RefSeq, a predicted model, not a curated record